CGGAGCCCGAGUCGAUCGCAGUCGCAUUCGCAGUGGCAGUGGCAGUGGCACUGGCAGUCGCAUUCGCAUUCGCAGUGUCCGGACGUAGACGCAAAGAGACGUAUGACGGCGAUGCCGUAGUAGUAGAUCGCGAAGCGCUUUUCGCCAAACAAACACGAAAAGUGUGCGCCACUAGUUUCAAAUCCCGCAGAGCGUCGCGAGCUGUGGCCGGCAACGGAACAGAAUCAGCGAGUCCCGAUAAAAGUCAGCGCACUCAAAAUUCGCAGCACCAACACCAAACGAAACAUACAACAGCAACAGCAACAACAACAACAUCGCGAACGUGUGUCUUGUGAGAGUUCGUUCAACGUCGCGAGUUUUUGUGUUUUAUUUGUGCAUUUUUUGUCGAUCGGGUUCCCAGGGCCGAAGAGCAUGGGAAAAACUGGCUAAGGAUACGGCAACGCACAGGCAAUAAUCGGGAACAGAACAGCCAGCUGAAGGAGAAGAAGAACCAACAGAAUAACAACAAAAAUACAAAAACGAAAAACGAAAAACUGAAACUGGAAGCUGAGCUUCAGCUCUCUUAACCCAGGCACUGCGCUUUGAUUAAAGCGCGCGUUUAAUUUCAUUUUUUACGCUACUCCAACAAGAAGAAGAAGAGUUUUUGUUGUUAUUUUUUAUUUAUUUAUUUUUUUUUUUGUGGUGCGGCUCCACCCUUCCAACUAUUUUUCAACAUUUUGUGCUUUGAUUCGCUGUUCACAUUUGGGGCCCUGGCCAACUAGCCAACUGGCCGACUGGCUGCUUUUGGCCUGGACACGACAACAACAACAGCAACAGGCAGAGCAUCGACAGCGACUCCUGCGCUGGCUGGCUCCUUGGGCGUUGCUCAGUACGCCGGCAGCUUUCUCCGUAUCAUCAUCGCCAUCAUCAUCAUGAUGAUCUUGAGUUCUUUGUGAUCGCCAAACGCUGAUCGCUGAUUGCUGAUCGUUGAUCGUGGAUCGUCGAUCGUGGAUCACCCGAUCUCUGAUCGAUUUUCGCGCCGCAUCUUUUGUCGCCUGUGCACAGGCAUUGGAGUUCGUCAAGUGCCUCCAGCCUCAGUUUGCGCCACGUCUGAACUGAAAGUAUCUGAGCGCUUGACGCUUGAUUAAUUCGCUCGUCGGCAAAGCUGCAACCUAAUUUCAUUUAGUUUUGUUUUUGUUUUUGUAUUUGUUUUGUUUUGCUGGCUCGUUUUGCGAAAUAUUCUAAUAAAAACACAUCUCGUACUCGCACUCGCACUCAUCGCGGCCGCAAUAAAAAUACCUUUAACUACCUGCCCAAACACUGCAACAACAACAACAACAUCAACCAACAACAUCACUCGAGACUGGGCCACAUUUGUUGUUGCCGCUGUUGCGGCUUCGGAGCGAUAUGCGGUUAUUCAUGGUAAUUGCAAUUUUAAUAUUUGCAAUGCCAAUGACGGGAUUCGGCUGGGCCGAGGGCACCAACAUUUUACUCGAUCCAAAUCUAAUGUGCAAAAAGUCGCGACGUCUGCGCGGCAAGCUGGCUGACAUCUGCCGGCACGACUCGGCGCUGCUCAAGGAGAUCAUCAAUGGGAUCAACCUGGGCUUCCGCGAAUGCGAGUUUCAGUUUCGCAAUCGUCGCUGGAACUGCACGGUGCUGCGCAAGAGCAUGAGGAAGAUCUUGAUGCGCGAUUCCCGGGAGACGGGCUUUGUGAAUGCCAUAACGGCGGCGGGCGUUACCUAUGCAGUGACCAAGGCCUGCACCAUGGGCCAGCUGGUGGAGUGCUCCUGCGACAAGUCGCACAUGCGCCGCAAUGGCGGCCAGCCCCAAAUGGUGAAUGCAGCAACGGCGGAGGCAGCGCUCGAGCGGCAGCAGCAGGCGGCAAUGCUGCGGCAACAGCAACUUCAGCUGCCACAGCGCAGCCACAGAAACAGCAGCAGCAUAACGGAUCUUUCGCUGGACAGACAACGCAACGGGCAUCGGCCGGGCGGCAGGCGGGGGCGACGCAAGUUCUGGGACAACAUUAAGUUUCCGCAGGGCGAGUGGGAGUGGGGCGGCUGCAGCGACAAUGUGAACUUCGGGCUGCGGCACUCGCGCGCCUUCCUCGACGCCAAGCAGCGGCAGCGACGCAGCGAUCUGGGCACACUGGUCAAGCUGCACAACAACAAUGCGGGAAGAUUGGCGAUACGCGAUGCGAUGCGCUUGGAGUGCAAAUGCCAUGGAUUGUCCGGGUCGUGCACGGUGAAAACCUGUUGGCUGAAGAUGCCGCCGUUUCGUGAGAUAUCGGCACGACUGCGCGAUAGGUACGAUGGGGCGCGCAAGGUGGCGCUACGGAACGAUGGCAACAGCUUUAUGCCCGAGACGCCGCACACGAAGCCGGCGAACAAAUACCAGCUGGUCUAUGCCGACGACUCGCCCGACUUUUGCACAGCGAACCCGAAGACCGGAGCGCUGGGCACCCAGGACAGGGAGUGCAAUGCCACCUCGACGGGCCCCGACAGCUGCGAUCAGCUCUGCUGCAGUCGGGGGCACAAGCAUCGCGUCGUUACCGAGUGGACCAACUGCAACUGCGUCUUCAAAUGGUGCUGCGAGGUGACGUGCGAGAAGUGCCUGGAGCACCGUGAGGUUAACACCUGUCUCUAGAUGGGCACGGUUACAGCAGUGGGAGUGGGAGUUGGGGCGGGGGGCACGGGUAUUUGAUUUUUGGGGUUACAGUCUCGGCAUAGUCAUGAACACAUUUGAAAGCUUUCCAUUUCGCGUGAUAAACAACAGUUUGAAACACACCAUGUUUUGCUGCAGUCCACAUUUAAGUAUUAACUAACACUAGAGAGUAGAGAGAUGUGAAACAAAGAAAAACACACAAACACUAUGUAAACGAUUUUAUUAUAGCCAGGCUCUAGGCCAAACUAGCUGUAAAUACUACUUGUAUAUCCUCAAUAGUAUGAACCAUGUAAGCCUGUAAAUAGUCUUAAUAAAGAACAUGCAAGAAAAACAAA
This is a messenger RNA of Drosophila mojavensis, 2975 nucleotides long. RefSeq names its product protein Wnt-6 (gene Wnt6). Bases 1387 to 2622 code for a protein of 411 amino acids. Gene Ontology annotation, biological process: neuron differentiation; canonical Wnt signaling pathway; cell fate commitment. The transcript has 5 exons. Lineage: Eukaryota; Metazoa; Arthropoda; Insecta; Diptera; Drosophilidae. The record is from RefSeq and is a predicted model, not a curated record. Gene Ontology annotation, molecular function: frizzled binding; cytokine activity. Gene Ontology annotation, cellular component: extracellular region.